Molecule: messenger RNA, 1281 nt
Organism: Aureobasidium musti
Lineage: Eukaryota; Fungi; Ascomycota; Dothideomycetes; Dothideales; Saccotheciaceae
Source: the annotation of a GenBank genome assembly
AUGGCACCAACACAAGUAUUAAUUCAACCACCAUCGGUCAUCGGUGAAGAGACGACUAAGAUCACGCUCACUACAUAUCCGAGGUCCAGCGGUGUUGCUCCGGUACCACUAAACUGGGGUGCAUCAACAACAGCAGAAAGAGGACCCAUUCUUGUAUCACGAAGUGGUGAUUCGCUUUUCUACCGCAAUGCUAUCGGAGCUCAUGGCGGAUCUUACUCAGUCUACAACGCACUUGCCAUUGCAUCAGGGGAUCUUCCGCGAGACUUCAGACCCAACUUCAACAACACUCAGCCCACAUUCGACUUUGCUCAACAACCAGCAUGGAGCGACAAGAAGAAGAUUGUUGCAAUGGAUCCGUAUGGUCAUAUCGUCUCGAACGCAUUUGCUUCCGAUAUUAAGCAGGGGAAAGACGUCCGUCCGACGAUUGCCAUCACUCGCGCAACGAUGAGAGUGGCUGAAAUCUCAGAGGCUGUCUCAAAAGGCGUACUUCCAGUGGAUGGUGAUAUUGUGCUCAACUCUUUUGGCGAUGUAAAGGUUACCAAAGUCGCUGUUGAACCAGUAUGGUACCUGCCUGGUGUUGCUGAGCGCUUUGGAGUUACUGAGAACCACUUGCGUCGGACGCUUUUCGAGCAGAUGGGAGGAAGCUAUCCUGAGCUCAUCACUCGUCCCGACCUCAAGGUCUUCCUGCCGCCUAUUGGCGGUCUGACUGUCUACAUUUUCGGACCUCCGGAACGCGUGUCUGACCCGAAUGUCAAACUCGCCCUGCGCAUCCAUGAUGACGAUGUUUUCCAAUCCGACAUCUGCACUUGCCGUCCAUACCUCGCAUUCGGUAUCCAAGAAGCCAUUCGAGAAGCACAAAACGGCGGCAGUGGUCUCGCCAUCUAUUUCCGCAAGGAAGGUCGUGCCUUGGGCGAGGUUGUCAAAUACCUCGUGUACAAUGCCAGAAAGCGCGGAGGUGAUACAGCAGACAAGUACUUCCAACGAACCGAGAAUGUCGCGGGUGUGCGCGACAUGCGUUUCCAGGCCUUGAUGCCAGACAUCUUGCACUGGCUCGGCGUCAGCAAGAUUGACAGGAUGCUGUCAAUGUCAAACAUGAAGUACGAUGCCAUCGUCAAUUCUGGCAUCCCUAUCCUUGAACGAGUUCCAAUCCCUGAUGAAGACUCACGCGUCGAGAUUGAUGCAAAGAUCAACGCUGGUUACUUCACUACAGGUAAACAGUUCACCGAAGCCGAGCUCAAACAGGUGAAGGGCCGUGGUUGGGAGAAGUGGGAAGAUGUCGUG